Messenger RNA from Pan troglodytes (chimpanzee), 2443 nucleotides. RefSeq names its product serine/threonine kinase 25 (gene STK25). The transcript is spliced from 13 exons. Gene Ontology annotation, biological process: protein phosphorylation. The record is from RefSeq and is a predicted model, not a curated record. Gene Ontology annotation, molecular function: protein serine/threonine kinase activity; ATP binding. Bases 806 to 1804 code for a protein of 332 amino acids. Gene Ontology annotation, cellular component: Golgi apparatus; cytoplasm. NCBI's taxonomy places the organism in Eukaryota, Metazoa, Chordata, Mammalia, Primates, Hominidae.
GCCCGCCCAGGCGCGCGGCCUGCCGGGAGACGCAGUCCAAACCUUUCGGGAGCAGGACUAGGGGUCCCAGAGAGCCUCGCGGCGCGCAUGCGAGCCCCGGCCCCCCCCCCAACUCGCGCGGCCUGCCGGGACUUGUAGUCCAACGCCAGCAGGCUUCCGGGCCCGGAGUGGGCGGUGGGACUCGGGGUCCCAGAGAGCCGUGCGCGGGCCGCGACGCCGAGCACCGCCCUCGCCGUCGCCUCCGGGCUUUCUCCGGUCGCUGCCGCCACCACCGUUGCUUCGCGGGCUGGGAGGCCCGGGGUUCCCGGGCGAACAGAGGCUGCGGUGGACUGACGCCGCAGGGGCGAGCUAGCCGGCUUCGCGCCUCUCCGCGGGAUCCAGACGCCUCCUGGGGCUGCUGGCGGAGGGUCUGAGGCGGCGCGGCCAUGGCUCACCUCCGGGGAUUUGCCAACCAGGCUGGAGUGCGAUGGUGCGAUCUCGGCUCACCGCAACCUCCGCUUCCCUGAUUCAAGUGAUUCUUCUGUCUUGGACUCUCAAGUAGCUCGGAUCACAGCACUCUCGAGUGGACCCUGAGGAGCUCUUCACCAAGCUCGACCGCAUUGGCAAGGGCUCGUUUGGGGAGGUCUACAAGGGCAUCGAUAACCACACGAAGGAGGUGGUGGCCAUCAAGAUCAUCGACCUGGAGGAGGCCGAGGAUGAGAUCGAGGACAUCCAGCAGGAGAUCACUGUCCUCAGCCAGUGCGACAGCCCCUACAUCACCCGCUACUUUGGCUCCUACCUAAAGAGCACCAAGCUGUGGAUCAUCAUGGAGUACCUGGGCGGCGGCUCAGCACUGGACUUGCUUAAACCAGGUCCCCUGGAGGAGACGUACAUUGCCACGAUCCUGCGGGAGAUUCUGAAGGGCCUGGAUUAUCUGCACUCCGAACGCAAGAUCCACCGAGACAUCAAAGCUGCCAACGUGCUACUCUCGGAGCAGGGGGACGUGAAGCUGGCGGACUUUGGGGUAGCAGGGCAGCUCACAGACACGCAGAUUAAGAGGAACACAUUCGUGGGCACCCCCUUCUGGAUGGCGCCUGAGGUCAUCAAGCAGUCGGCCUACGACUUCAAGGCUGACAUCUGGUCCCUGGGGAUCACGGCCAUUGAGCUGGCCAAGGGGGAGCCUCCAAACUCUGACCUCCACCCCAUGCGCGUCCUGUUCCUGAUUCCCAAGAACAGCCCACCCACGCUGGAGGGCCAGCACAGCAAGCCCUUCAAGGAGUUCGUGGAGGCCUGCCUCAACAAAGACCCCCGAUUCCGGCCCACGGCCAAGGAGCUCCUGAAGCACAAGUUCAUCACCCGCUACACCAAGAAGACCUCCUUCCUCACGGAGCUCAUCGACCGCUAUAAGCGCUGGAAGUCAGAGGGGCAUGGCGAGGAGUCCAGCUCUGAGGACUCUGACAUUGAUGGCGAGGCGGAGGACGGGGAGCAGGGCCCCAUCUGGACGUUCCCCCCUACCAUCCGGCCGAGUCCACACAGCAAGCUUCACAAGGGGACGGCUCUGCACAGUUCACAGAAGCCUGCGGAGCCCGUCAAGAGGCAGCCGAGGUCCCAGUGCCUGUCCACGCUGGUCCGGCCCGUCUUCGGAGAGCUCAAAGAGAAGCACAAGCAGAGCGGCGGGAGCGUGGGUGCGCUGGAGGAGCUGGAGAACGCCUUCAGCCUGGCCGAGGAGUCCUGCCCCGGCAUCUCAGACAAGCUGAUGGUGCACCUGGUGGAGCGAGUGCAGAGGUUUUCACACAACAGAAACCACCUGACAUCCACCCGCUGAAGCGCGCUGCUGUUCAGAUAGGGGACGGAAGGUCGUUUGUUUUUGUUCUGAGCUCCGUAAGAACUGUGCUGACUUGGAAGGUGCCCUGUGCUGUGUCGUGCCUGCAGGGACACGUCGGAUCCCGUGGGCCUCACAUGCCAGGUCACCAGGUCACCGUCUCCUUCCACCCCUGCAGUGUGCUGUUCUGCACGUCAGGGACGCUGUUCUCUAUGCCCACUGCCCUCCUCCCUCUCCUGGCCCAGCAGUAUUGCUCACGGGGGCUCCAGCAGCCGGCGUGGCCCUCAUGAGCUACGCCUGGGUCUUCUGCAGACUCAUGCAGCCCUAUGGCCGCUCAGACCAAGGCGCAGAGCAACUAUCAGGGCAGCUCUGCCUCCUCCUCCCAUGAGGUGGGGAGAGGCAACAGGGCAGCCCCCAGAGGAGUGUCCUGGCCGCUGUCCUCCCGGGGCCCAUGAUGGCCAUAGAUUUGCCUUGUGGUGUUGGAUCAGGUACUGUGUCUGCUCAUAAGUACUUGUGUCAUCCAGAAUGUUUUGUUUUUUAAGAAAAUUGAAUUGUUUCCUGAAAUAUUCUGAGGUUAAUAUGUUAGUUUUCAUAGAACAUUGAGAGGCCCCUGCCACUUUCAAUAAAGACCUGACUUGGAGA